CCAUUGUCCGAGUGUUGCCUCGCUUAUAUUAUAUAUACGCUUUGGUCUGGCCUACAGCCCUACCAGUACCUGUCGACUAGAUACCGGUAAGAUACAGUAGACUACCUGAGUUUACUAAAUCAGUACCGUAAAUUAAAUAAUGCUGCAAUCACUCUACCAUUGCCGGUAUGCAUGCAAAUAUUGUGCUCUUCUUAUGAUAUUGCAGUAUUACGGUAUGUGGCAAAUCGUUCUAACUUUGUCUUAUUACAGAUUCAGAUUGGGUUCAACGAAUUAUACUAUAGCCUAGUAAAUCUUCCCGCUGUAGGCCUAAAUAGAAGAGCAGAAACUUUGUGCCAAAGAAAAGAACUGAAAAAAGCAUGGCAGGCGGCUUGGUUAUUGAGAGCAACAACAUGUAUUGAUUCAAACGAACAAAGACUUUGCUAUAAAGCUCAACAUCCAAUCAGAGAUGAUUUAAUUGAAGCUUUCGACAUGAAGGAUGCUGUUGCAACUGGCUUUUCUGCAGGACAGACUCCUUUGGAAAUCAAAUUGAUCGAAAUUCAAAGGGCAGUCGAGUCGGGAGCUUCUGAAAUUGAUAUUGUGAUUUCGAGGACCGAAGCUUUACAUGGAGAUUGGAAAGGCAUUUUCGAAGGCAUGUAAGAAAGCAUGUGGUGAAUGUAUUCCUAUGAAAACAAUACUCGAAACAGGAGAUUUAGGAACUAUGACAAAUGUUUAUAAAUCAAGUCUGGUAGCAAUGAUGGCUGGUAAGUAUUGUAGGAUAGGGUUUACAUAUUUAUCCCGGGGGAUAGAAUUGAUGAUAAGAUGGCUUAACCAAAUGGCAUAUUCCUGGCGCUUAGUAUAUGAGCCACACCGCCGCACCUAAAUUCCAACUUCCAAAUAAAUUAACCCAUAAUUUUGUAAGCUUUUAAAUUUUUAUUUGAUUCCAGUCAAGAGUCUUGUUGCAUACUUUUUCUAGUCAUUGUUGUUGGUCUCGAAUAGUCUGAUCCCCGUCAACGUUGCAGAAAUACAUUUGUGUUAGUAUGCAGCAAAACUUUUGAAUCAAAUAUGAAUAGUUACCUUUAUUCUUGCUAUAGCAUCUUUGCAUUAUAUAUACACUUACGGUUCCACUGCUGCAAUAGCAUGGAGCAAGGAGUACUCCCGAAGUAUGUGUACCAAGUUAGGGUUAGGCCAUACUUUUAUCCUGAUUUUCCUUGUUUAUCAAUUCCAUUACGAGCUCGGGGACUGUGAGUGUUAGCCAAGUGAAUAUACCCCGUCCAUAGGUUUCAGUCCCGUUACACAAAUUGAUGUAAAAUAAGUGAACAAAAUUAGUUAUUUCCAAAUUGGUAUACAUACAGCGCCGAGCAAGUUAAAUUAGUUGGGCUCACGUAUCCCUGAUAAAACUUAGUAGAGUCACAAUAUACAACAAAAAUUAAAAUAACUGUCAGAUAGGUUACGCAUAUGAAUUCACUCGUGCAAAACGGCACGAAAAGGUCUGAUGUAACCUAUCUGUUAGUUAUUUUAAUUUUUGUUAUACAUUGUCACUUUGAUUUACGCCCAUGUGAACUCAUAGUUCAGCUUGAAAUAUAAAAAUAACUUUAAUAUCCGCCGCUGCGUGAGAAUUAUUACUUGUGGAAAAAAAGCUUUAAAAAAUAGUGCAACAAUAAUUAGGAUGUUGGCCUCUGAAACGGUCACAGUGACAAAAAAUAAUCCGCGAUUGUGACAAAAUUAGGAAGUAAACACUCGGCCUUGUUACCGAGUUUUUUAGUCUUUAGUAAGUGUCUAUUAACUUAAAAUAAAUGUUCAAAUUAUUUUAUUAGGAAAAAUCUGAUUUUGCCAGUCUCUAAUCACGUGUAGAAACAUAGUAUGUGUACCAGGUUAGAGUUAGGUCAAAUUUCUUUCCAAUUUUCCUUAUUUUAGUUAUAUUCCGAGUUCAGGGACUAGCCAAGUGACUCCCGUAGUAUUUGUACCUGAAAUUAUGGCCUAAUCAUAACCUGGUACACAUACUACGUUCCGGAAGGAAGUACUAUUUAAUGAAUAACACAUAAUUUUUGACUGUUGGAGACAUUUCAAUUUAAUCGUGUGUUUUGUUCAAUUGUGUGUUUUGUUCAAUUGUGUGCAAACUUUACUCAAUACAGAGUUUAAAGAUGCAAUAAAUAAUAUACACACUU
Messenger RNA from Styela clava, 2144 nucleotides. The record is from RefSeq and is a predicted model, not a curated record. Lineage: Eukaryota; Metazoa; Chordata; Ascidiacea; Stolidobranchia; Styelidae.